CAUAUACUUUGCUCUUAGGGCUAGGCCCCCUUUUUCUCCAUUUCCGCCUGAAUGACGUGCCCAAAGUAAACUGCCUGUUGCUCAUGCCCUGAAGCCAGGAUAUGCAUAUAAUUGGUACCAUUGGAAAGAAAAUACUUUGCAUUUUGUAGAAAUGUUAAAAUCAUUUAGGAGAAUAUAACACAAUAGAUAUGGUAGGAGAAAAUCCAAAGAAAAACCAACCAGAUGUUUUCUUUUGAGAGAGACCAUCCUCUUAGAAAGGCAAUAUUGAAAAUUAGCUCCCUGGAUUCCUAUGGCUUCCAGCGGGUGUCAGCAGUCUAUGUUCAAGGUUUCAGGCUUGUAACUUCAAAAACGAAUAAGAAAUAUCAGUUUUAGGACAGGGACACAGUCUUGGAAAUUCGUGUUUACACGCCAUGAAGACAGGACGCACCUGCUAAAAUCGGUUUCCUAUUGAACUCAACAUCUUUCCGUAAGAAAUAUUAUAGUUUGAUUACAUUUUAGGGUAUCUGAUGAGUAGAUAGAAACGUAUUUUGACUUGUUGAAACAAAGUUUAGGGGUAGAUUUUCGGAUUCCUUUCUCUGCUUGUUGAACGAGUGGAUUACUCAAAUCGAUGGCGCCAAUUAAACAUACUUUUUUGCAUAUAAAGAAGGAUUUUAUCUAACAAAACGACACUACAUUUUAUAGCUGGGACCCUUUGGAUGACAAAUCAGAGGAAGAUUUUAAAAAAGUUAAAAUCCCCAGGAGACUGUCAGGAUGACAGGAUGACACAUUACACCCCAGUCAUCAGACGGCAUACCUACAAAGCCACUGGAGCACAAACAUAUCGCCAGCCAUCACCCGUCUGUCUCACAGUCAAGAAAGGGCUUUGGACAGCGUGGGCUAACACGGAUAAGAUUGCAUGACUCUGUGGUGGAUAAAGUUUAUUCACACAGUGAUGGAAAUCAUUUCAUUCACAUUCUUCAGAGAAGUGCAAGAAAGACGAGCAUGAAGAGGAUGAAACCCACGACAGAGGAGCUGGCUGGCAUCAUGAGCCUUCAGUGUCAACUCCUGCAGACCAGAAUGUCUCCUGGUGUCAUCCUUAACCAUACAUUAGAGAAUAAGUUACAGAAACCGUUGGGAGUUGGUUUGAAGAAAAGGAAAGUGUGCCAUUUUCUUGUAUGAGCUAGAAAAGGGCUCUUCUGGAUCAUGAAGAAAUCACGUGGCCAUAAGUCAGACCACGGAAAAGGAGGAAGAGGCGAUGAGGCAGCCAUCUUGGAGACAGAGGACCUGGACUUCAUGGGAGGGAUGGGAGGGGGAGGGGGUCCUGACCCCGACACCAUCUCCCUGGCCUCAGUCACAGCCGUCACCACAAACGUCUCCAACAAGAGAUCAAAACCAGACAUUAAGAUGGAACCUAGUGCCGGGAGACCAAUGGAUUUCCAAGUUAGUGUUACCGUCAUAGAGGCCAGGCAGCUAGUGGGGCUGAACAUGGAUCCAGUGGUCUGUGUGGAGAUCGGAGACGAUAAGAAGUACACUCAGAUGAAGGAGUCGACAAACUGCCCAUACUACAAUGAGUAUUUUGUCUUUGACUUCCACGUCUCACCUGAUGUUAUGUUUGACAAGAUCCUGAAGCUUUCGGUAAUCCACUCCAAGAACCUCCUGCGUAGUGGGACUCUGGUUGGCUCUUUCAAACUGGAUGUAGGCACUGUCUACUCGCAUCCAGAACACCAGUUUUUCCACAAAUGGGCCCUUCUCUCUGACCCUGAUGACAUCACUGCCGGGUGCAAAGGUUACAUUAAAUGUGACAUCGCCGUCGUGGGGAAAGGAGACAACAUCAAGACUCCACACAAGGCCACCGAAACCGAUGAAGAUGACAUAGAAGGUAACCUCCUGUUACCUGAGGGGGUUCCCGCGGAGCGUCAGUGGGCUCGCUACUAUGUGAAGAUCUACAGAGCUGAGGGCCUUCCCAAGAUGAACACCAGCAUCAUGGCUAAUGUCAAGAAGGCUUUCAUUGGGGAGAACAAGGACCUUGUGGACCCUUAUGUACAAAUACUCUUCGCUGGCCAGAGGGGGAAAACAUCUAUCCAGAAGAGCAGCUACGAGCCAAUCUGGAACGAGCAGAUCGUCUUCACUGAGAUGUUUCCACCGCUCUGCAAACGCAUGAAGGUCCAGAUCCGAGACUCAGACAAAGUGAACGACGUGGCCCUCGGAACACACUUCAUUGACCUGAGAAAGAUCGCCAAUGAUGGAGACAAAGGCUUCCUUCCCACCCUGGGUCCGGCUUGGGUGAACAUGUAUGGCUCCACUCGUAGCUACACCAUCAUGGACGAGCACCAGGACCUGAACGAGGGUCUGGGGGAGGGGGUGUCCUUCAGAGCCCGCCUGCUGGUCAGCCUGGGUGUGGAGAUCCUGGACACCUCCUCCCCGGAGAUCAUGAGCUCCACCGAGGUGCAGGUGGAGGGGGUGCCUAACAUCUCAGAGAGCGCCACAGGGAAAGUAGAGGAGUUCUUCCUCUUCGGGGUGUUCCUGGAGGCCACCAUGAUUGACAGGAAGAUCGGGGACAAACCAAUCAGCUUCGAGGUUACGAUAGGUAACUAUGGGAGCGAAAUUGACGGCGUGACCAAACCCAAGUCGAGUAGCGGGAAGAAGAGUGGGGGAGACGGAGAUGAAGAGGAGUCGGAGCUGAUCCAAGGCUCCAGUGAUGAAGAGGAGGGGGAUGAUAAUGACCUGGUCUCAGUGUCCUCCACCCCGCCCAUGAAACCGGUCAUCACCGACAGAAAUUAUUUCCACCUGCCUUACUUUGAGAGGAAGCCAUGUAUUUAUAUCAAGAGCUGGUGGCAGGACCAGAGAAGAAGACUGUACAAUGCCAACAUCAUGGACAACAUCGCAGAUAAACUGGAGGAGGGUCUGAACGAUGUUCAGGAGGUCAUUAAGACAGAGAAGGCCUAUCCGGAACGCAGACUGAGAGGGGUCCUGGAGGAUCUCGGCAACGGAUGCAGUCAAUUUCUGACUCUGGCUAACAAAGACCAGAAUCAGACUGGGAGGACCAAGCUGGACAAGGAGAGACUCAAGUCCUGCAUGAGGGAACUGGAGAGCAUAGGUCAGCAGGCUAAGACCAUCAGGACGCAGGUGAAGAAGAACACAGUGAGAGAUAAGAUCAAGCUGGUUCAGAACUUCCUCCAGAAGCUCAGGUUCCUAGCUGAUGAGCCGCAGCACAGCAUCCCUGACGUCUACAUCUGGAUGAUGAGUAACAACAAGCGCAUUGCCUACGCCCGUGUCCCCUCCAAAGACAUCCUGCACUCCGGGGUGGACGAGGAGACUGGGAAGGACUGUGGCAAAGUCAAAACCAUCUUCUUCAAGCUGCCUGGUAAGAAGGGCUUUGGUGCAGCUGGCUGGACAGUGCAGGCUAAGACAGAGAUCUACCUGUGGCUGGGUCUGAACCGUCAGAGGAAGGACUUCCUGUCUGGGCUGCCCAACGGCUUCGAGGAGAACAAGAUGCUGAAAGGACCUGGCUCGCAGUCUGCUCCUCCCAUCAGCCUCACAUACACGAUGAAGCAGAUCUUCCAACUGAGGGUCCAUAUGUACCAGGCUCGCAGCCUGUUUGCAGCAGACAGCAGCGGCCUCUCAGACCCCUUCGCCAGGGUCUUCUUCUCCACACACAGCCAGGUCACAGAGGUGCUGAAUGAGACACUGUGCCCCACCUGGGACCAGCUGAUGGUGUAUGACAACGUAGAACUGUUUGGAGAAGUCGGAGAACUGAGGGACGACCCGCCUAUCAUCGUCAUAGAAAUCUAUGACCAGGACACGGUGGGCAAAGCAGAGUUCAUGGGCAGGACCUUCGCCAAGCCUAUAACCAAGAUGGCGGAUGAACACUACGGACCUCCACGUUUCCCUCCCCAACUAGAGUACUACCAGAUCUAUAGGGGGAACUGCACCGCUGGAGAAAUGCUGGCGGCCUUCGAAUUGCUGCAGAUUGGUCCUCAUGGUAAAGCUGACCUGCCGCCCAUCGAUGGUCCUACAGACAUGGACCGUGGUCCCAUCCUACCAGUCCCUUUGGGCAUCAGACCAGUCCUCAGCAAGUACAGGAUCGAGGUGUUGUUCUGGGGCCUGAGGGACCUGAAGAGGGUCAACCUAGCCGCGGUGGACAGGCCUCGUGUGGACAUAGAAUGUGCCGGUAAAGGAGUCCAGUCUUCCCUCAUCCAGAACUACAAGAAAAAUCCUAACUUCGGCACCCUGGUUAAGAUGUUUGAGGUGGAUCUGCCCGAGAACGAGCUGCUCCACCCUCCCCUGAACAUCAGAGUGGUGGACUGCAGAGCUUUCGGGCGUUACACCCUGGUGGGGAACCAUGCUGUCACCACCUUACGCAAGUUCAUUUACCGGGCGGCAGACAAGCACGCCAACAACUGGAACACUCAAGAGGAGAUCAUUGUCAACUAUGAGCCAGAGCCCACCAUCAAGAAGAUGGAGACCAUGGUCAAGCUGGACUCUGGGUCCGAUGCGGUGGUUAAAAUUGAGGAGGAUGAGAAGGGAGGGAAGAAGAAGAAAAGGAAGAAGGGAGGGGACGAGGUGGAGGAGGAGGAGUUUGAUGAAAGCAUGUUGGAUUGGUGGUCCAAGUACUUUGCCUCGAUCGAAACUCUGAUGGAGAUUCUCAAGGCUCAGGAGGCAGCUAUGGCGGAUGCUGAGGAGAAAGAGGCACAGGAUAUUGCUGCUGAGGGCGGAGAGAUCAAACCUGAUGACUCUCUUGUCAAAGGAAAGAGAGGCAAGGGAAAGAAGGAGAAGAAGAGGGCUGGUCCUGGGGACAUGCCAGAGAAGAAAAAGCACAACAUUGAUGAGCUACAGGUGUACCCCAAGGAGCUGGAGAAUGAGUUUGAUCACUUUGAAGACUGGCUUCACACCUUCAACCUGUUCAGAGGGAAGGCCGGAGAUGACGACGACCAGAACAUGGCGGAUGAAGACAGGAUUAUUGGCAAAUUCAAAGGUUCUCUGUGCAUGUACAAAGUACCGGUGUCAGAUGAGAUGCAGAGGGAGAUGGGUUUUGACUCCAACAUGGGCAUGUUCCAGAACAUUCCAACUAAUGACCCAAUCAACGUCCUAGUCCGGGUCUAUAUCAUCAGGGCUACGGACCUGCAUCCAGCGGAUAUCAAUGGAAAAGCAGAUCCAUACAUCGCUAUCAAACUGGGCAAGUCGGAUAUCAAAGACAAAGAUAACUACAUCUCCAAACAACUCAACCCUAUCUUUGGCAAAUCCUUUGACAUCGAGGCCACAUUUCCCAUCGACUCCACACUAACAGUGUCAGUCUAUGACUGGGAUUUAGUGGGCACUGACGACCUGAUUGGGGAGACUAAACUGGAUCUGGAGAACCGUUACUACAGCAAACACAGAGCAAUAUGUGGCAUCCCAUCUAAAUAUGCCAUCCAUGGCUACAACGUGUGGCGGGACCCCCUGAAGCCGACCCAAAUCCUGGCCAAGCUGUGUAAGGAGGGUAAGCUGGACGGGCCACACUACGGCCCUGGAGGACGGGUCAAGGUGGCCAACCGGGUCUUCAUGGGCCGAACUGAGAUCGAAGAUGAAAAUGGUCUGAAGAAGCAGACAGAUGAGCACCUGGCCCUGACAGUGCUGAAGCACUGGGAGGACAUCCCCAGGGUGGGCUGUAAACUGAUUCCAGAGCAUGUGGAGACCAGGCCACUCCUCAAUCCUGACAAGCCUGGGAUCGAACAGGGGAGGAUUGAGAUGUGGGUGGACAUGUUCCCCAAGGAUAUGCCUGCACCUGGACCUGCCGUUGAUAUUUCACCCAGGAAACCAAAGAAGUUUGAACUUAGGGUGAUUAUCUGGAACACAGACGAGGUCAUUCUGGAGGAUGACGACAUCUUCACUGGAGAAAAGUCCAGUGAUAUCUUCGUGCGAGGCUGGCUGAAGGGCCAGCAGGAGGACAAGCAGGACACCGACGUCCACUACCACUCCCUGACAGGGGAAGGUCUCUUCAACUGGCGCUUCAUCUACCCCUUUGACUACCUACAGGCCGAGGAGAAGAUCGUCAUCUCUAAGAAGGAGUCCAUGUUCGCCUGGGACGAGACUGAGUAUAAGAUCCCUGCUCGUCUCAACCUACAAGUCUGGGAUGCUGAUCACUUCUCUGCAGAUGAUUUUUUAGGAGCCGUUGAGCUAGACCUGAACCGUUUCCCUCGUGGAGCGAAGACAGCCAAGCAGUGCUCCAUCAACAUGGUGCUGAACGAACAGGAUAUUCCCAUGGUGUCCAUCUUCAAACAGAGGAGGAUCAAGGGCUGGUGGCCCUUCCUGGCCAGAGAUGAGAACGACGAGUUUGAACUCACGGGGAAAGUGGAAGCAGAGCUGCAGCUGAUGACUGCAGAGGAGGCUGAGAAGAAUCCAGUGGGUGAAGGACGCAACGAACCUGAGCCCCUGGAGAAACCCAACCGUCCAGACACAGCCUUCCUAUGGUUCCUUAUGCCUUUCAAAGCCAUCAAAAACCUCAUCUGCAACCAGUACUUCUGGCUCACGGUCAAGUUAGUGGUGGCCCUGCUGCUGGUGCUCAUCCUGGGCCUCUUCAUCUACAGCAUGCCUGGAUACAUGGCCAAGAAACUAAUGGGUGUCUGAGAAGUGGAAACUAUUAAAAGGGAUAGUUCAGUGAUUUAACAUGUAUUUAGAUAUUUGUUUCCUUAGCUUGAAAGAAGUCGACAAGGUGUGACUGCAAUUCACACUUUGGUUUUGUUUAACUUGCCACCUUAAACAAGGUGAACUAUACCUUUAAGAAAAGACUACUCAACAACUUCUCAACUCAGUUCUAUAUUCAACGACUUGUUUUCCCUAACUGUCACGUUCUGACCUUAGUUCCUUUUUUAUGUCUCUAUUUUGGUUUGGUCAGGGCGUGAGUUGGGGUGGGCAUUCUAUGUUUUGUUUCUAUGUUUUGUAUUUCUGUGUUUAGCCUGGUAUGGUUCCCAAUCAGAGGCAGCUGUCAAUCGUUGUCUCUGAUUGAGAACCAUACUUAGGUAGCCUGUUCCCACCUGUGUUUGUGGGUAGUUGUUUUGUGUUUGUUUCACCAUUCAGGACUGUUUCGAUUUUCGUUGUCAUUCACUUUGUUAUUUUUGUAUUUUUUCAUGUUCUGUUAUAUUAAAGUAACAUGGUUACCACGCUGCAUUUUAGUCCGAUCCUUCAUAUUCCUCAUCAGAAGAGGAAGACAAUCGUUACAGAACUACCCACCACAAACGGACCAAGCAGCGUGGUAACAAGGAGCAGCGGGAUCUGGAGAAAUGGACAUGGGAGGAAAUAUUGGACGGCAAGGGACCCUGGGCACAGCCGGGGGAGUAUCACCGUCCGAAAGAGGAGCUGGAGGCAGCUAGAGCGGAGCGGCGACACUUCGAGGAAUUGGCUCGAGGUAACGGGCACGAGAGG
This is a messenger RNA of Salvelinus fontinalis (brook trout), 7380 nucleotides long. RefSeq names its product otoferlin-like. Gene Ontology annotation, cellular component: synaptic vesicle membrane; presynaptic active zone membrane. NCBI's taxonomy places the organism in Eukaryota, Metazoa, Chordata, Actinopteri, Salmoniformes, Salmonidae. The transcript has 45 exons. Gene Ontology annotation, biological process: synaptic vesicle priming; plasma membrane organization. Gene Ontology annotation, molecular function: AP-2 adaptor complex binding; calcium ion binding. The coding region runs from base 1183 to 6585 and encodes 1800 amino acids. The record is from RefSeq and is a predicted model, not a curated record.